ACAUGAAGCACUUUUGUUUUUUUGUUGUUAUGAAACUUUAUUUUUUCUCUCUCUCAUAUUAUUAUCUCUCAUCUUUGUUCUUACUUGGAAUUUUCAUCCAAAAUACUUUCCCUAUUUUUUAAAGACAAAAAAAAAAACCAUUUUCCCAUUUUUAUUCCUCUGCAUCAGACACUGGUACUUCACUUCUCUGUUUCAAAUUUCAUUCCAUGUUUUUAGCAACGCAUUCACAAAACACAUAGUAACAGUUUUCCCAACACUUUUUCUUUUCCCAUGUUUUUAUGAAAUUGGUAAGUUUCUUUCUGUUCUCAAUUACUAUCUCGUGCACGCACGUUACCUAGUUUUCUCAGAACGUGUUUCCUUUUUAGUCAACCAUUUUUGCUGUCAAUGUUUUGAUCUGUCUUCUUAUGUUGCUUCAAACUCUGUUUUGUCUCUGUAUCUGCACAAAAAUUCUUUUUUUUUUAUAGAAAAAUAAUUAAAUUUUCUUAUACCCUUUUUGGUUGCUGAGAAUAAAAGCUGAGUAGAAUGAAAGAAAAGUGGAAAAAAAAAUGUUUUUUUUAUUCUCAAUUGAAUUUUCAUUAAUGGGUUGAACUUUAUUUUUUUUUUUGCAUCAUUCUUUGAUCUUGCUCAAAACAAAUCAAGUUUCAAGCUUUAUACAUUUUCAUCUUUGGAUUUAGAUUUUCUACUAUCAUUCCUUUAUUGGGUCAUUGAAAUUGGAGUUAUUUUGGUGAAUUUGACUUCUGGGUUGUGAAUUUUGAUGAUGGUGUGUAAAUGGAUUAUUGGAUGAUUAAUAAGGAAUAGAAGAAGAGAAAAAGAAAGAGAGAUGAAAGAGGAAUCUACAGGAUUAAUUAUUGGAAUUUCUAUUGGUGUUGUAAUUGGAGUUGUUUUAGCAAUUUCUGCAUUGAUCUGUUUUAGAUAUCAUAGGAAGAGAUCACAGAUAGGGAAUAGUAGUUCUCGGAGAGCGGCUACAAUACCGAUUCGCGCAAACGGUGCUGAUUCUUGUACUAUUUUAUCAGAUUCAACUUUAGGUCCUGAAUCACCUGUAAGGUCUGGUAGAAAUGGCAUGAACUUCUGGAUUGAUGGUUUCAAGAAAAGUAACAUGGUUUCUGCAUCUGGAAUACUUGAAUAUUCAUACAAGGACUUGCAAAAGGCAACAUAUAAUUUCACAACACUAAUAGGACAAGGUGCAUUUGGUCCUGUAUAUAAAGCUCAAAUGUCUACUGGUGAGAUUGUUGCAGUUAAAGUUCUUGCAACCAAUUCUAAACAAGGAGAGAAAGAAUUUCACACUGAGGUUAUGUUGUUGGGAAGGUUACACCAUAGAAAUUUGGUCAAUUUGGUUGGAUAUUGUGCAGAAAAGGGUCAACAUAUGCUUGUUUAUGUCUACAUGAGUAAAGGCAACUUAGCUUCCCACUUGUACAGUGAAGAGAAUGGGAAUCUGGGCUGGGAUUUGAGGGUUCAUAUAGCUUUAGAUGUAGCAAGAGGCUUGGAGUAUCUUCAUGAUGGGGCGGUUCCUCCUGUCAUCCAUCGCGACAUCAAAUCUAACAAUAUUCUCUUGGAUCAGUCCAUGCGAGCCCGGGUUGCUGAUUUUGGACUUUCAAGAGAAGAGAUGGUGGAUAAACAUGCCGCUGUUCGUGGUACCUUUGGUUAUCUCGAUCCUGAGUAUAUAUCUUCAGGAACAUUCACAAAGAAAAGUGAUGUAUACAGUUUUGGAGUGUUACUCUUUGAACUUAUAGCUGGCCGAAAUCCUCAGCAGGGUCUUAUGGAAUAUGUUGAACUUGCAGCAAUGAACACCGAGGGGAAAGUUGGUUGGGAGGAGAUUGUUGAUUCAAAACUUGAAGGAAAAUGUGAUUUUCAAGAACUUAAUGAAGUAGCAGCACUUGCUUACAAAUGCAUCAACCGCGCCCCACGGAAGCGUCCUUCAAUGAGAGACAUAGUUCAAGUAUUAACUCGGAUCCUUAAAGCAAGACACCAAAGAAAUCAUCACAAUAAAUCCCUUUCAGCGACAACCGAUGAUGUUGCAAUAGAUGUUGAUGAACCAGAAAAUAAGGAUCAUGUUACUGACCAUAGAAGAGAUGAAUCUAUAGAUAGUGCAAAUGACAUGUAUGAUUUGUAACAAAAUUGUAUUACAUGUAGUUUUUUUUCUUUUGUUUUAUUUUUCAUUUAUUUUUUGGCUUUGCAUAUGAUAUGAUCUUACUAGACACUAGGAUUUGAGUGAUUUAAUGAUGCCUCACAUCAUUUUCUGUA
Molecule: messenger RNA, 2241 nt
Organism: Trifolium pratense (red clover)
Lineage: Eukaryota; Viridiplantae; Streptophyta; Magnoliopsida; Fabales; Fabaceae
Product: calcium/calmodulin-regulated receptor-like kinase 1
Exons: 8
Coding region: 821-2110 (429 amino acids)
Biological process (GO): protein phosphorylation
Molecular function (GO): ATP binding; protein kinase activity
Source: RefSeq, a predicted model, not a curated record